UCCAUUUGGUCACAUGACCCGGAAGCACCGUGAACAUGGCGGCUCGCGGUGAGAGUCCGGAGAGCCGCGUGAGGAGGAGACGUCUCGACGGCAGGAGACAGCCGGAGACAGAGUCCUCUGACAGCGGCGGGGAACAUGGAGCCGACACUGCGGGCGGAGCCUCGGACACACAAGCCGGACUCGAGUCGCUGCAGACCGGGACCUACUGGCUCAGCCGCGUCGUGCUGCUGCGCUCCGUCGCCUUUAUUUACUUGGUGGCAUUCAGCGUCGCCCACAACCAGAACAAGCAGCUGAUUGGUGAGCACGGACUGAUGCCCUGCAAGGGCUACCUCAACAGUGUGAAGCGCUACGUGGGGGGGAAGAUAGGCAUGGCCGCCCUGGCGUACACGCCGUCCAUCCUCUGGUUCUUUGACUGGGGCGACAUGGAUGCCAACCUGGACGGCAUCGCCCUGGUGGGAAUGGCCCUGUCGGCAUUUGUGCUGGUGACGGGAAUGGCCAACAUGGUGGUCAUGGUUACGCUGUGGGUGCUUUACCAUUCGCUGGUCAACGUGGGACAGCUGUGGUACUCCUUCGGUUGGGAGAGCCAGCUGUUGGAGACGGGCUUUCUGGCCAUUUUCCUGUGUCCGGUUUGGACUCUGUCCCAGGUCCCCCGCCACUGUCCCCCCUCCCUCAUCUGCAUCUGGACCUUCAGAUGGCUCAUUGUCCGCAUCAUGCUAGGAGCUGGUCUCAUUAAAAUCAGAGGGGACAAAUGCUGGGGAGACCUCACCUGCAUGGACUACCACUACGAGACCCAGCCAGUUCCCAACCCCAUGUCCUACUACAUGCACCACUCCCCAUGGUGGGUCCAUCGCUUCGAGACACUGUCCAACCACUUCAUCGAGCUCGUCGUCCCCCUCUUCGCCUUCCUGGGCAGGCGGAUGUGCAUGGUCAACGGAGCAAUCCAGAUCCUGUUCCAGGUGGUACUGAUAGUGAGUGGGAACCUCAGUUUCCUCAACUGGCUCACCAUCGUUCCCAGUCUGGCCUGUUUUGACGACGCAUCCCUCGGCUUCUUGUUUCGCUCUGGAGGCGGAGCCAAGAAGGCUGUGCUGGAGAUACAGAAUGAGGAGGCAGCUGGACGUACCUCCAACCCCACCAAAGGCAUGUUGAUUCGACGGGUGGUGAACAUUUGUUUGGGCAUCCUGAUUGGCUGCCUGAGCGUCCCAGUGGUGAUGAACCUGUUGAGCUCCAGGCAGGUGAUGAACACGUCCUUUGACCCACUGCGCAUCGUCAACACCUACGGGGCCUUUGGCAGCAUCACAAAGGAACGUACCGAGGUGAUUUUCCAGGGCACCCUGAGUCCUGAUCCCAAGGACCCGGAUGCGGUUUGGGAGGAAUACCAGUUCCUGUGUAAGCCAGGGGACGUUUAUCGCCGACCAUGUCUCCUAUCACCGUAUCAUUACCGACUGGACUGGCUCAUGUGGUUUGCUGCCUUCCAGACCUAUGAGCAGAGUGAGUGGGUGAUUCACAUAGCAGGACGUCUGCUCUCCAACGACAGCACCCUCCUCUCCCUACUCGACCACAACCCCUUCCAAGACAGAGACCCCCCCAGGUGGGUGCGAGGGGAACAUUUCAGGUACAAGUUCACCCAGCCAGGCAGCGACAGCGCAGCGCAGGGGAAGUGGUGGCUGAGGAGACGCAUCGGAGCCUACUUCCCUCCACUGGACCUGGAAGGACUCAGGGGCUACUUCCAGUCCAGGAACUGGCCACACCCACAUAUACCACCAUACAGGAGUUAAAGACACAACCUAUCCCAACGGCACCUUAAAGGGAAUCCGAGGACGACACCAGCUGGUGUCUGAAAGAGGUCAGUUUCAGCACAACUCUGCUGGAGAUCAAUAACUGUUACCAGGGAAAAUCCAAGGACGAUUUUUGAGUUUGUCAUUGAGAACUGCUCAAUAAAAUGUUUUCUGAAAUUAAAACAUCCUGACAUUUCCCCCCUCAAACAACGUGAUGAUUUUUUAAGAUUGAAUCUAGUGAUCAUUAUUAAUAUAAUCAUGACUGUCAGUUACGUGAUAAUCAAAGAGUAGAUGGCGCUGGAAUUUGAUAUCUGGGAUUUGACUGUUGUCAGAACGAGCACAGGCAGGCGACUGAAUCAGGUGGAUUAAAAAAAAUAAAUAAACUGAGUUAAACUGGUUAACCCUAACCCAAGAUGAAAAAAGUGGAAAGCCGGACUGUUGAAUAGAGAUAUUUUCCCCCGUAUUUACUAAAUGAUGCCUGUAAAUAUUGACCCCGUUUAUUAUUCUGUUUAAAGCUGCAAAGUGUAAGGAGAAAGGACAUAUGGGACAUAUGAACAGCCUCAGCAACAGAUUUAUCACGGCUGAAUUAAUACUGCAUCACUGGCCUGUGAAAUCACUUUUUUUUAGCCUCACAUACAGCCCUCCUCUUACAAGAUUAAUAAAUGCCUGCUCCAGAUCCAAA
Molecule: messenger RNA, 2457 nt
Organism: Scophthalmus maximus (turbot)
Lineage: Eukaryota; Metazoa; Chordata; Actinopteri; Pleuronectiformes; Scophthalmidae
Gene: lmf1
Product: lipase maturation factor 1
Exons: 11
Coding region: 36-1775 (579 amino acids)
Biological process (GO): protein maturation
Cellular component (GO): endoplasmic reticulum membrane
Source: RefSeq, a predicted model, not a curated record